Molecule: messenger RNA, 427 nt
Organism: Dermacentor andersoni
Lineage: Eukaryota; Metazoa; Arthropoda; Arachnida; Ixodida; Ixodidae
Source: RefSeq, a predicted model, not a curated record
AUGUCCUCGUACAAACCAGACAAAACUGAGCUUUCGGUCCUCAGCCUUGGCCUCAACUUCAACGCCGGAGCUGCAAGGGAUAAAAAGAAGUUUGUAUGUGCCGUGGAGAACGCCGUUAGCCAAGUUGAUCCCGCGCACCGUGAUGAGGCCCGCACUCGUGUUGUGUCUGUUCUCUCCAGACUGCGGGGCCCCCCUUCUUCGGCCUUGUCUUCAGAAGAGCGUCAAGCGGUGAAGAGGCUUCGCGGCAACUGCAAGGUCGUGAUCCUUCCCGCAGACAAAGGGAACGUGACUGUUCUGUUGGACAAAGUCGACUACUCCCAGAAGAUGUUGACGCUGUUAGAAGACACGAAUACGUAUGUUCAACUUGACCGGGAUCCAACACCCAAGGUGCAAAGAGACUACCAGAAGCUUUUGGCCGAUGUCUUUC